Messenger RNA from Toxoplasma gondii ME49, 7896 nucleotides. Its product is annotated as TBC domain-containing protein. Lineage: Eukaryota; Apicomplexa; Conoidasida; Eucoccidiorida; Sarcocystidae. The record is from RefSeq and is a predicted model, not a curated record. The transcript has 13 exons. The coding region runs from base 454 to 7581 and encodes 2375 amino acids.
AACAGUAUGGAAAUAUGCCUCUGUUGCAGAUGAUUUGUGCUUUCCAAUCGGAUUGAUCACCCCAAUGGAAACUGGACAGAAAAGCUACGUGACUGUUUCUCGUUUGGGGUGCUUGUUGCAAGGACUCAGGUACAUGGAGGGUCGCGCAGUGAGUUGGAUGAGCAGCCGCAGCUAGACUUCUUCAUGGUCUUCAUGGAGCAAUUGCCGGAGGCUCAUCAAAUUAUCAUCAACUAAACGACGCUACGAAAUGAAACAGCUGUCGAUCUUUCUUCACUUGAUUGUUCCAAAAUUUUGCGGCGAUCUGGAGACGGUCAACCAGUUGGACAGUGCAGGCUACUGGGGGUACACGUACGAGGAGCAUGUGACCUCUUGACUUACGGAGUGUCGAACGCCAUAUCAUAUCCUACACUAAAGUUUGGAGUCCACCACUGUUUCGAUGGCAAGUCUGUCACUAUGGUUCGAUGGGAGACCUCUGUGCCGGAUUCCGGUCCCGAAAAACGAUACGUGAGCGUGCAGUCCACAGUGCUGCAGCCGACGCAGCAGGAGCAUUUCCGUCGAAUAAUUACUCCGGAGUAUGGGAGGUCCAUCAGUGGUUCUCCAGUGGACCCGUCGACUGAUGUAACAUCACUCGACCACAACCAGAGUGUGUCGUUUGCAGUUAUCAAACCUUCGCCCAAAUUCUUUCUGCAGGGCGCGGGUAUAAUCCCGACCACUCCAACUUACAUCCUCCAGAAAAAGAAUUCCACCUGUGGGCAGAUUGUUGGAGACAUCACAGAAAAGGCGCUAGUAACAAAGCCUGACAAGUUCCGCUCUUCAUACUGCGCCUCAUCAAGGUCGUCUCAUGGAUCGAUCGAUCCAUCCUCGCCUCCGCACAAGGACGCCGAAAAUAUUGCCACAGGAACGGUGCAGGCUACCAUCGGAGUGUCUUCGGUUCAGCCGUCUUCUUGCCAGACUGCCACCGUGCUGCCUGUUUCAUCCAGUAGCUCGAAUAAUCCUGCAACAUUUGAGGACAGGGAUCUUGUCGCUGUCGACCGUAUUCGUCUGCCUGUUCAUGAGAACCGCCCCUCGUUACCUUGCACGUCGUCCGUGUCCCCACCUCCAUCUUCGUUUCCCUCCGGUAAGGCGCAGAGCAUCCCUGAACCUUCUCCACCAGACUUGGCCACCGUACUCUACAUGUCAUCACUACGCGCGAAAGGGGAGGAAGCGCAAAAGACCUGUGGUCAGGGAGAAAUCAAAACCAAAGCAGGGCGUAUGGAGGGUGGAGCAAACUCCCCUAUAUCAAUUUCGCCAGCAGCCAAAGACGCACGAAUUACGGUCCCCGAGACUUCACAAGCCUCAGAUUUGUUCCCACUACAAACUUCCGGCGUCGAUGCAAAGAAAGAGGGUCAUCGGAAGCCCAUGUGCCAAGAAAAAGAUGGGGCGCAUCUUUCGUUGGAAACAGCCCAUAGAUUGGAAUCUGUCUGUUUUGUGCCGAACAUGAAAACUGAGGUAGAUUCGAAGGCCAGGAGCGACGAUACCAAACAACGUAGGAAUAAAAUAAUGUCGGAUGCACUUCAUCGAGGUCCAUCAGGAAUUCAACCAGUUACAAGCACUGCAUCUGGGCGUGUGCACUGCCGGGACUUAUACAAUCGCUUGAACUCUAUGUUAUCGGAAGGCUUCAACAGUGUGCCCAGUGACGCCUCCCAUGUGAAUCCUCCCGUUAUGUCGACAAAAGAAACUGAAGCAGAGCGCUCUUCUUCGUCAUCUGAACCAACCAGCAUUUGCGUCGAAGGCAGUGGAUCAUCUCCUUCGACACCAGCCCUCCCGGAGGAAAGCGGUACAAAAUGCUCCGAAAUCUCUUCGUGUCCUCAAGCUCACCAAGACGCAGCUGUGACAGGAAAGGAGAACGUUCGGGUGCCCUCGGCUGUAGUCCCUGAGCAAAUAGAGAAUUGGGAAGCUCGAAGGAAUUUUUGUUGGGCAAACUUUGAUGCCUUUCGUCCGCGUCCGUUUAGAGAGCGUACUGACGGAGAUGCAUCGGAAGGAAACAAGCUGGUGGGAUUGGAAGCCGGUAGUAUGUCAGCGGCGAUACAAGGGCCGAACGGGCGCCGCAGUUUUGCCUUAGAGAAGCAUCCAACAAUGCCAGCUUGUGUGAGCGGCACCUCCAGAAAAUCAGCUUCGCCAGCCCCAAUCGGCGUGAAAGCAGAGCCAAAGGGCACUGUUAUCCCGCGACCACCGCUUGAAACUACCGCACGAAUUGCAAGCAGUACCAGGGGUACCUCCCAAGGUGCCAACUCCUGUCACUUUGGUACUUCUCUUGGGGCAUGUCAGGCCAAAAACUGCGAAAAAUGUGAUUUUGAAAAUGGCGGCACCACAGAUCAAUCAGCAGUUGGCUGCCGUCAAAGAGCCGCCUGUGAGUACAAAGUGCAGCAGGAGCAACGAAAAACGCCAUCAACCGAAGGUUCUGACAGAACGAUCCUUAGUUUAUCCCCACAGUCGAGGACUGAAUACGAUGCCAGCAAGCUUUCAACGCUUAACAUUCCUGCCCCUAUCCAAGGCUGCAGACCAUUCGAUUCUUUGGAGGACCAUUCGUGUCCGAAAUUGCCAGUCACGCGGCCCUGUCCUAGUCUUUCGGAGAUAGGAGACCGACUGGCCUCCCCUCGUGUGCAGCUCUCCCAUGAAGCCCAUUUGACCGGCACCACAAACCUUUCUGGAGAAGUAGUUUCGCAUGUUCACCACUUUCCUUCGAGAAAGCAUGGACAUCGCCCACAGCACGGGACGGUAGUGAGACAGGUGCCGGUUGCACCACUCUUGAGAACAAAUAUGGUCAGUCUUCCUCUGUACCAAGACCCGCCUACCCUGAUGGAAUGCACUCAGGUCAUGUCACGGGAGGUUGAACAGCAACACCAAGUCCUCGAGGCGAAGCGGAACAAAUGCCUGGGCAGAAAGGAGGCACAACACGAACAAACGCCUGCGCACGUGAAAAUGACUCACGUCCAAGCGACCCCUGCGUGUCGGCCAAAGAGUAGCAAUCAGUGUGUGUCGGAAGAGUUGGGUGAUAUAUUGUUAGAUCAUCAGCAUCAGGGGACUCCAGAGCUCCUUCCAGGGGGUGUCGAAGAAAAAACACGGUCGUGUUGCGCGGCUCAACAAUGCGCUAGUCGUGGCCUGGACCAGGUGCGGGCAGGGUGCGAAAUGCGUAGUACCUCGUUAGGUGAUACUAAUGGUGUUGAAGAGGUGGGAAUUCCCACUUCCGCCACUCCUGAGUUAACAGUUCACAUCCCCGCAAGACCACAGGGGACAGCGACCCUUGGUAGUCUUCAUGAAGAUGUUAAACACAGUGCUGCUGCUCAACUAGAAGUGAAAGAUGCGAGCUCGCCUUCACUGAUGUCAGCAGUGUCAAAUUUGGGAGGGCACAGCGUCUCGCGUCCCGAAACGGCAGUCGGCAACGUCAAAGAAGAAAAGUAUAGUUAUUCCGUUCCGGAACCUCCUGCCCCUCUGUUACCGGCCCCCAUGCCUCACGAUCCAUCAAUGCCAGAUAUAUCAGCAGAUUCUCCGGCAACUGCAGGCGUAUGCGUCUCCGUUCUUCGAACGAGUUCUCAUUCAAUACCUGAGCAAAAGCCUUCGCCAAAGAGCUUAGCCUCGCCUUCUGCGGAGCUCCCGUUGGCGUGCUUUUCAGAGUGUGCUGCGAGUGUGCCGGCACAACGCGACUUAGGGUCUGCGCCGUGCGACUCUUCGUUGCUAAAAGAGGUGUCGCGGCUGCGUUCAUCCGGAAAAACACCCGACAUUGCAUUACAGAAGCAUGCUGCUUGUGGAGCCGCUCAGCGACAAGUGUGUGAAGCUCCGAGGGAGGUUGAACCUCAUGUUUCGUGCAUGUCUUCACCGCAUGAUACGGAGAGACGCUGUCGACCGGGAACGUCCCUAAGUGACUGGCUGUCCCGGCUGCCCAUUUCAGAAGAAGACGUUGAGUGGAUAACAUCAAACGUGGAUGACUUCAUCCGGCGGAAGAAUUCACGACAGCACGCAGUCCCUCUCCCUUCAGAUACGCCAGCAAGUCCACGAUGCACCACUGAGGCUUUUCCAGAUAGUGGGGAAGAUCGACAAGAAAGGUGUGGUUUGAUCGCAGAGGACCUGGACCUGCAUCUGGUGGAAGCUGACGUAUCUAGGCAGCGGUGGAUUAACCAUGGCAGCGUUGCUCACAGUGAACGGCAGGAAUCGGAGAGGCAAAAAGAUAUGGUUCAGUUGGUCACUGAUGCCGUUUGCAUCUUUUGCACGAUGCACGGUGCUUGUUACUGGCAAGGUAUGCAUGACUUGUGCGCCGCCUUCCUCUUCCUCUCUCCGAGACCAUCCUUAUCUCAGUUAGUCCAACUUCUACACGCUUUUCUUCUCCUCUUCGCGCCGUGGCUGCUUCUGCCACCCCAGGAGUCAAUCGUGCAGUCCGCAAAUGCAGCGCGACUCUUCAGGCAGUUCUUGCAGUUUUUCUCGCCGGGUGUAACCAACGAGGUCGAACGCCUCAUUCCUUCCAUUACGUGGAGCCAAUCAAUACUAAUUCAUACGCUAGGUUUUUCGCGAUUCAGGGACGUGCAAUCGCUGCUAAGCAUGUGGCGUUGUCUUUUAGAGCUUCGCGCUCCGGAGGACUAUGCACCUUCAGGAUAUUUCUUCUUUCUUCUCGCAUACUUCGAACUACAUAAAGAGGAGCUGCGCAUCUUUCCAGAGCUUAUUAUCAACAGCGAUGUUCCGUUUGACCACUCAUCUUUCUCCCAAACGCGCUGUCCUGCAUGCCAUGGAGCAGACACGUCCUCUCUCAUCGACAUGCCUGCACGAGGCGACGAGUCUUUCACGUCCCUAGUUUGGCAACGCCCAUUCCCUCUUCGUCACAUAUUGCACUGCAUGCUCAAGCUGUACUCAUUGACACCACCCGCUGCUUUGCUUGACCUUCAGUCUUUACUUGCUACAUGUUCCUCCUUGGCUCAGUCCUCGGUACAAAGACGCCGUAUUCUUCGUGCCUAUCCCUGGUCUACGUCACCUCUGCUUCUUGAACGCCCUCGUGGAAACAGAAUCGUAUGCAGCGCUGCACAGUUUGCUCAGCCUACAGGUGACUCCAAACGCGCUCUGCCGAUUGAACCUGAGGCAGGAGUUGGCAGAGAUGAAAACAUUGCAAGGACAACGAGCCGCUUGUCGAGUUUGCAAAGUUCUCUUUGCUUGUCUCUGAAUCCUGGUGACCUCCUAGCCGAACUCCGUAAUCCGCUCGUCUUUCAGCGCCCAUCGUUUCUCAAUUCGGGCUUAUCUGAGUGGCUAGCGGCUCCAAUGUCUUGCGAGCUCCAGUCAUUGCGUGAUGAACACUGCUUCGAGGAACUUCUCUCUCGUAUUCGAGGCAAGAUGAACGUUAUUUCCCCUUAUCAAGCUUCUACAUGCCUUUCUCUGUUGGCGACGAUGUCACCUCAAGAAUCUCCAUCACGGUUGAACGAUUCUCCUUCGCGGUUUGCAUGUGACAAAAACGGCACUUCGCCACUGAAACCGCGUGAUAUCACUGUGGUAGGACCUUCCUCCCAAGAAGCGCCUGGGAGCCAGCAAGCACAUCUAGACGGACCCACUGACACCACUACUGGCGGAACUGUGGUUACUUUCGCUUCUGGACAGCGGACUAAGGACAUCUGGACAUCAGAGCUGAUCGAAGUUCAUUUUGUGGAUCUACGAUCAACCGAGGCACGUCAGCGUGGUCCAACACUCGAGAAACUCCUAGGACUGAAGCCAGGUCGAUUGCCUGGAGGUGCUAAAUACCGUGUGGUGUCUGUCGCAACCUCAUCUAGCUUCCAGGAAGCUACGUGUAGCAGGGACUGCGGAAACAGCGUUGUGGAUUCGCCAGGCGGACGCGAGUCUUUGGCAGUUCGAACGAGCAGGGUAACGAGGUCUAUUGAAGGUGAAAGCAGGCCUGAAACACGCAGCACUUCGACACGCUCUCGUCGGCCACCAAGAGAUUCCCUCGUCCGGGGUAUGCAUACGAUGCGCCGUCACCGUGGCCGGGCACCACUCGUUACUGGAGGUGCCUGUCACGCCAGAGAACAGUCGGCAAUUGCCUCUGGGAAGACCAGGCAGUCAACCUACGAGGGAGAGAGGACAACUCAAUCACAGCUCCUGUCCCCCCGUAAUGUCCUGGUGGCAGGCCGGGGAGCGUGGCUCAUGCGUAGGCGCAGCAAACAAGGAAUCAGUCGAAAGGGAGCAUCUGGAAAGCUCGCUACUGACGAGGAUUUGGCGCGAACGGAUAGAAGUGGUGUCCAAGCACGCGACGGAGAAGCACCGAACAAAAACUGUCUCAGCUUGGACGAGCUCAUCGAUAACAUUCGAAGCAUGAACAACAAUGCACCAAACGUCAUGCGCAUUUGGCUCCUCAUUCCGCAUGCGGACUCAGUGAACGAGUCCCUUCUGGAAGAAGGCCUGCUCCACCCAGAAGCUUCACGGUCGGAAAUGUCGGCUCUUCAAGAAGCUUAUUUUCGAUUGACCUGUGCCGGAAUUGAAGGCGUUCUCGCUCUCAAUGGAGGUUUCGCGGCUCUGGAACGGGCAAUGGAACUUGCGGUGGCCUCCAAUCGAUACACCUCAAUGGAUGUGGCAUGUGUAAACUUAUCGACACCAUCAGUGUCCAUCUCCGACUCAGCAGGUCCUUCAGGGGCAAGUGAUUUGUCCCCUCAGCAUCUUACGGAUAACGUCGGAAACGGAACCCCUGCUGGACGCCAUCAAGCCCGUCGGUCGGCUGAGAAAUUAGAAGUGUCUGCACAGACAAAGAGCCAAGGCGAAGAUCUUUUUCUGGUGCUCCCGCGAAUCCAGAGGCUUCAGCGGCGACGACGCAAGAUCCGUUCCUAUGCGACUCAGCCACAAGCGAGAGUGGACGCAGAUACAUGCCUUCCAAACACGCCAACGUCCGCGCUUCGAGGCGUCGGCCAGGCCAUUGCAACAUGGCUGUUUCCGACGAGGGAUGCCUCAGGAACGGUGGGUAACCAUGAAAGCCAAGGGGAAACCUAUCUGCAAGUAUCCGGUGAACGACAUUCUCUGCAGGCAACAGGCAUUAUCAAGGUGAUGGCAUCCUCACAGAAGCGAAAGGUGCACGAAAACAUGCCUCCUUCGAAUUCAUCCAGCGUAUUCUGGUCCAAUGGUGAAACAUCAUGUACCGGAAAUACUUCCUCAAAGCAGUCGAGGACAGUUCGGAAGGCGACUCACGUCCCAGAAGAAACGAGUCCCAAUUUUCCUCGUGCCGCUGGCAGUGGCCACCCCGUGGCUCUAUCCCUUCGCCGACCACACUCACAACCGCUGGCGAAAAUCUCAGUUGACAAGUGCGUCGAUGUAGCCUCUAGGACCACCUUUCCUGCGUCAACUUGCUCUGGUCUUGGCAGGCCUCUCAAUCGACUUGUGUCACCUAUACAGCUUGGUGACCAAGGUCUGGUACAGAUGCAAAAGGUGGUCCUGUCAGGAAGCUUCUCCCGUGUCACCCACUCUGGCUCGUUGUUGGCUGGCAGCAGACAAAUGACAGCAGUCCCUGCAAAUAUUGUUAGUACAAGGAAAGCUCUCUGCCGCCCUGGCUUGGACAGUGUCGCCAGCGGGAUGGGAUCACCUUGACGAAGGAACGUUCAACGGUAGUCAGUAAGUCCUAUCCCGCAAAGAUUCUAGCUGCUUCCCUCCUGGACGUCGCCACACGCAACGGCUAGAUCUAAACCCGCAAGUCACUCAAGGUCAGAGUACCACCACUGGAACAGAUGUCGGCCGCAACGUUGAUUCGACACUACCAGAAUCAAAAUUUGCCCAGCAUGUGUCGUACAGAUAUAGAACUAUCGGUUCUUGUGGACAAAAAAGCGCUGGCCAACAUACUGUAGAGUUUCACUGCCCCUUACUGGUGCAGCCCUGGCCAAAGAUUCGUGACCCACUCCUGGCGAA